AUGAAUAAACUUAGACAAGAAUAUUCAAGUUUCAAGAAAUUACUAAGCAUAUCUAGUUUUGGUUGGAACACUGUUUUGAAAACUGCUACAACCGAGGAUGCAUCUUUAUGGGAUGUCCACAUUAAGGAAAAUCCCCAAUGGGACAAAUUUCGGAAGAAUGGCCUUCCUUAUUGGGAAGAGUUAGUUGAGAUAUUUGGGGAUGUUUAUGCAAGUGGAGAUAAUGCCAUAGGAAAUGCUGAGGUACACCAAAUUUCAGAUGGAGAUGGUGAUAAUAUUGACAGUGUUGUUGAGACGCCUAGCCCUGUACUACAUAGACAAGAAUAUAAAGAAGAUGAGCAUAUGCUUAAUGAAGAUUUAUUUGCAUCUGAUCCUAUUGAGACGCCCAGUCCUGCACAACAUAGACAAGAUAGGGCCCCAAAUGCAAAGCGUAAAAGAGGUAGUAAGAAUACAGAUAUUGCAAUGACAUGUCAAGCCAUUCAGGAUCUGGUUAAGAUUAGACAAAACCAAUGCCACCAUAAUUAUGCUAAUUCUGCUACUGCAAAAGUGAAUGAGGAUCCAUACUCAGUUGAGGCUACAAUGGAUGUAUUGAAUGACAUGGUAGGAUUGGAGAAUGAAGUGUACCGCAAAGCAGUUGAUCGAGUGGUUGAAAGCAAAGCAUGGAGAGUAGCAUUUAUAAAGGCUCCACCUGAGAGGAGAGCUUCACUCCUAUAA
Gastrolobium bilobum is the source of this 711-nucleotide messenger RNA. RefSeq lists its product as uncharacterized. NCBI's taxonomy places the organism in Eukaryota, Viridiplantae, Streptophyta, Magnoliopsida, Fabales, Fabaceae. The coding region runs from base 1 to 711 and encodes 236 amino acids. The transcript is spliced from 2 exons. The record is from RefSeq and is a predicted model, not a curated record.